AUGAGUAUUAAUGAAAAUUCAGAAACCAGCUCAGUUUUUCAUGUUCAUUUACCAUUCAAUACGGAUUCGUACAAACUCACGGUUUUGGGUAGUUGCGAAACUUUAGGCAAUUGGCGAACCCCUAAAGUAUGGCUUUGCCAAAUUCCAAAUUCUACCCUUUGGGUAUCUGAUCGAGUGCGCAUCCCAACAAACUUAGAGGUUCAAUACAAAUAUUGUUUGGUUUCAUCAGAGAAUGUGUUAAAUUUUGAGGGUUACGUGUUCGCAGCUUGUAGAAGAAUGGAACCUCGCGGAAAUCUUUACGACAUUUGGAGUGAUAGCACCGAAUUUAAAAAAGAUCAAUUUUCAAAUGGAGAAGAUUUUGUAUUUACCGAUUAUAUUUACAAAAAUAUAAAAUCUCCCUGUAGCUUAAAGAAUGGGAUCAUGGAUUAUCUAUAUGUUUUAAACAAGCAUUGGAGGGGUCUUACAGAAUUUGAAAAGAUAGUCAAUUUCAUUAGCCAGAACUUAAAAACAAACAAAACCAAAGAACAGAUAUUAUUUUUAUACGUUCUUCUCGGCUAUCACAUAGAACAAAAUGGCUGGUUGCACGGAUCUGAUCUUCCAGAUGGUUUCCAAUCUUCCAUUAUGAUAAAGGAAUUUAAAAAUAUCGAUGAUGAUUUUAGUCUACCUUCCAAUACAAAAUUCUUGGUCGUGAAUACCAUUAACGCAUUGAUUCAACAUAACUCUAAACACGGUUCUCUAGAUUGGAUCAAAAUAUUUGCACUUGCACUUAAGUUUGAUGCAUCAUACUCAUUUAUUGAUUCGAUUGAAGCAUAUGAUUAUAAAAUGCAACCUGACGAACCUGACGAUUUCAUAAAAUUAUUAGAAGUAUUAAAAUCUAGCAUUAAUGAUCUUAACAACGCUGGUGCGUUAAACAAAAUGAUGAAUAAACUUGUUAGAAUAUCAUAUGAUGCGGAAUGUCUUGCAUAUAUGAUAGAAUGUUUUAAAGAAUUGAAGGGUAGCGUCAAUUUUUUAUAUGCAAUUCGUAGGAAGCUCUUGGAAUUGCUUGAGAAAAAGAAGUUAGAUUGGAAUGAUAAGAAUAUUGUCUCACUCAAAAAGCUUCUUAGUGAUCCUAAUUUGAAAUGGCACCCUAGAGAAUAUGCCAGCGUGCUUGAAGCAAUUGCAGAGUCUGAUCAAAUAAUUGUGCUGGAAUAUUUUCCUGAAAUUUUUAUAUGUAUAAUGGAAUUGAAUCCGAACACGAUUAAAAAGGAGCUCGAGCAAGAAUCAAUCAAAUGGUUAAUAAAUAUCUGUAAACAAAAAGGAAGUUCAGCUCAUAACAUCUUCCAUUGUCUCACGAUAAUACAUUCAACUUCAGCACAUAGUCAAGAACUUUUAAACAAAUUUAUGAAUCAUAAUAUUGUGAUGUCAUUAUCUGAUGACUCUGUACUCUCGAUUACAUCACGUAUUAAUGUUAGCAACUUUCAUGAUGAUAUAAUAACUCAUUUUAUGUCUUUAUUAAAAUUCCGAGUUGAACUUCUCAUUCGGGAUCCUGAUGAGCGCCUAUUAAAAAUUAUCAUGCAAAUUUGUGAUAGCGAAUCGACUUUAAAUGUUCCAAAUAGUUAUUGUGAAGAAAUUAUAUGUUUUAUACUCAGUCACUUGCAACAAGAUAAAGUCGUUAAAUUUUCCGAAACAGAAUUAUUUCAACUUUCAUUAUUCCAAUUUGCAAAAUUUUGGAUGGCCAUAUUUAAAGCAAGAGGUGAUAUUCAAAAGUUGCGUUCUCAUUCAUAUUUUAAAGAAGCAUGUAAAACAGUCACUCUUAUAGCUAUGGAUAUAAGAAAUAACACUAUUACGAUAAAACUGCUUCAAAAAGUAUUUAAUUACUUUAGUAAUACCGGGAUCCUUAAGGAUUAUAUCAACUCUGCUAUAGAAAAUUAUUCAGAAGAAAUUGAAUUAAUUACAGAUGAAAUUCUAGAAAAAAGUUAUAAUCAAUGUAACGAAUACAAUUCAACUUUAGAACGUCUCCAAAAAUUUUAUGAAAAAUUCUGUCCUUCUCAAUUAGUACCAGAUGUACAAUCUUACCUUAACGAUUUAACAAAAGCAUCAGCCAGUACAGCACUUAAAGAAUCAUAUUUCGAAAACCAUCAGUCGAUGCAUUCAGUUACCGUUGAAAUUAUGAAUGAUUAUUAUCAUUUUAUUGACUCACAAACCUUCUAUAACGUCUUUCAAAUUGAAUUGAAUGAAGGAUUGACAGUUAAAGAAAUAAUGAAUAAUAUUUUUAAAAAGGUCGUAAAAAAUUAUGAGAUCAAAUGUAGAGAACACGAAAAGGAAGAAAUUAAAUGUACUGCUGUAAAUGAAUUCUGGACAAGUGUAAAUUCAGAACAUGUUGAUAAAGAAGUUAGGUUUAUGACCCCUUACUUUGAAAAGUUAAAGUCAAGUAGUAAUCCUGGCCAUAAUAUAUCAGAAACAAAAGCUCACAAU
Molecule: messenger RNA, 2454 nt
Organism: Dentiscutata heterogama
Lineage: Eukaryota; Fungi; Glomeromycota; Glomeromycetes; Diversisporales; Gigasporaceae
Source: the annotation of a GenBank genome assembly